AUGAUCAAGGAAGCUAUACUUGCUUUGAAAGAUAGAUCUAGGUCAACUCCAAUUGCUAAGUACAUGGAAAAUAAACACAGUAAAAAUUUGCCUGAAAACUAUAAUAAACUUUUGGCUGUUCAAUUGAAAAACUGUACUGCUAAUGAGAAAUUGUUCAAGAAGAAACCAGAAACUAAACCUAAAGUUGAUGCUGCUGUUGUUACAAAAGCCAAGGCUGGAAAGAAACCUGUAUCUACUGCUGCUCCAACAAAGAAGAAGGUUGCAACUGCUGUUUCAAAGGAAGCUGGUUUGAAGAAGAAACCUGCUGAUGUUGUCCUUGCUAUUGCUGCACCACAACAUAAGCGGAUGAUUGAAACUGCACAACAUUUCUGCUUGUUCCAUUGGAGAGUUAACUGUGUCAAGUGCUUAAUUGUUAGUCAAACUAAUAAACCUGACUUGGGGUUAUAA
Molecule: messenger RNA, 447 nt
Organism: Papaver somniferum (opium poppy)
Lineage: Eukaryota; Viridiplantae; Streptophyta; Magnoliopsida; Ranunculales; Papaveraceae
Product: histone H1-like
Exons: 2
Coding region: 1-447 (148 amino acids)
Biological process (GO): chromosome condensation; negative regulation of DNA recombination; nucleosome assembly
Cellular component (GO): nucleosome; nucleus
Molecular function (GO): double-stranded DNA binding; nucleosomal DNA binding
Source: RefSeq, a predicted model, not a curated record